UUAUGUCACAUACAGAAUAAUCAGAAAUGCAUCCUGGAAUGCAAAUGAUGGAUAUGAGAAUGUAUAUGAUUAUAAAUUGGGAUUAUAAAGUUAGAUUUGUUUUCAAUACGUAAAUGUUUAAUUAAUUAUUUUUAGUUGGAAAUCAACUACAUAAGGUGAAUUUGUUGGUGGACUAUUCAUAACAAUGUUUUUCUGUGUUUUUUUAUGUUUACUUCCAGUUCUCAAAGGAUUUGCAGAAAGAUAGAAGUAUGGAUUUAUAUGAUUAGAUCUCUAUUUUUAAAGAUUGUAUGGUAAUUAUUAGCUGCAACAUAGUCUUCAAUAACAAUGUUUUUAUUGAUGACAGUGAAUGGUAAUUAUUAAUGAAAACAAUAAAGGUUGGGUUUUCUUGGCAAUGGCUCUUGGUUUUGGAAUAGGAAAUUUUAUAUUCUAUCCUUAAAUGCCAAUUAGCUAAAAACAUUAAAGAGAAGAUGAUCAGAAGGUCCUAAAUAGAUGAAA
This is a messenger RNA of Paramecium pentaurelia, 495 nucleotides long. The record is from the annotation of a GenBank genome assembly. NCBI's taxonomy places the organism in Eukaryota, Ciliophora, Oligohymenophorea, Peniculida, Parameciidae.